CCAGUGGGACAGAAUCAGAAAUAUCCUGGACCUCAUCUGAUUUUUUUGGAUACUCCAAUGAAGAUAUGGAAUUACAUGUAUGAAUUGUCCUGUUAUUCUUUAUUUGUCAUCAUAUUAAUGGUUUUUCCUUUCUCCCUCCUUUCUUUUCUGAAAUCCAUGAAGAAAAAUCUUCAUAUAAAUUACAACCAAUAAAGUUUUAGACGGAAAAUUUGUAAGAGAAAAAAAGGAAUGUUAAAUAAAAGUAGAAAUAUCAAAUGGUAACAAUAAUCUAGACAAAAUUAAGACGACAUGAUAUGGGCUACUGAAAUACAUAACAAGUAAAGAAGAGAGAAAUAAGCAGAAGUGUGCAAGAUUGAGAAAGCCGAGAUGUUGUAUUACAUCUUAUCUUACCCAAGAGAAAUAUACUUAUAUACUGGGUAUAUUACAGAAGUAAACAUUGGAAAUGCAAUUAUAUCCUGAACUCAAACAAAAAUAAAACUAACAGUGCAUUAAAUAACUAACAUAGCCACUAACAAAGCAUGCUGGAGAUUAUUCAGUAGCUCUGAUAAUAUUUGUAAAUACAUAAUGAUAACAUGAUUUUUACUCAGCUACCAUUUUCAUCUCUUUUUGUUUGAUGUCAUUCACUCUUAUUUUAUUAUGUAUUUAUUUUGUUUUAGUCAUAUGUUGGAGGACCCUUCUUUUUCCCACCCCCAAGUAUCCUAUUUCGUUGCAUCCUUUAUCAGGCAUCGCCACGAAAAUCCCCCAAAUCGUCCAUCAGAUCUCGCACUGCAGGAUGUACAUCAGAAGUAUCUGAGGACCAACAGACACAAGAUUUUGAUGAUGAGGAGACCAUCAUUAAUCCCAAUGUUCCCAAAAUAAUCAUUGAGCAGGUGACCAUGGAAGAGCAGAUGAUCUUUGGUGCAUUGCAGACGCUAAAUGAGGAAGCCUGUGAAGAUGUACUUGAAGAGCAAGAGAAGGCUGAUCUCGCACCCACAGCCUCCCAUCUCUCAACAAUAACAUCGGGAGAAACUGGUGAAGGAGAGGCCUCUGCAGUUAACGGAGGGGAGGAGAUGGAUGUAAUGUUCCUGCAGUCGUCACCACUUCUUUCUCAUCGUGUCGUAUCAGCACCAACCUCAGAUGUGGAAUCCACUGCACCUUCUCAUGCCUCCAGCUUCUCCCCAUAUAAGCCAAACAAUGUGUCACUAUCCAGAGCCUCUUCAUUACGUUGUUCCUCAACCUCCACCUCACCUAAACACAGCACAAGUGACAAACCAUUAGGGGUGCCAACUCUUAGGAAUGAAGGCAGAGAGUCUUCACCUAUAGGACGGAUUUCAGUGUCAAAUAAUUCUUCUCCACUGCGUCGUAGUCGACCCCAGUCACUUAAUCUGGGUCGUGGGCUUCAUGACCCAGAUGCCUCAAGUCCUGACACUCCACAGCAAGAUAAUCUAAAGGAUGGAGAAAUUCCUCAGGCAUCCUUACCAGAUUUACCAGGUGCAGUGGCGGGAAUGAAACACGUCACCCUUGCAGAGCAAUUCUCCUCCAACUCUAUGGAGAAGCUGCGUCGCCUUAAGUAUAAACUCCACCGUGCCCUGGGCUCUCAUGAUGGCCCACUAAGCUUCCCUUCAGAUGAUGCUGAAACAUCACCCUUAGUUUUGGCAACUCCUACACGACCAUCGCCAGUAACCACACCAGACCCAGAAGUGGCUUGCCAAAAUGCUAAUUCAAUUGAGACUUCAAGCAGACCACUAACACCCUUAUUAAAAAAUGCUCAUGAUUCUUCACCUGGACGCAUAACUUGCAAAUUGCCAUCUGCUGACCGUGAAACUCCAGUUUAAGACAACUGUAGGCUGGAAUAGUUAUUUUCAUAUCAUAUAGACUUAAUAAGAAGCUUUCCAUUUAGAAGUAAGGUAAAUACACACACACACACACGCAUGCAUAGGACAUGCACGCACGUGCACACACACACACACACACACACACACACACACACACACACACACACACACACACACACACACACACACACACACACACACACACACACACACACACACACACACACACACACACACACACAUUCACACAUACACAAAAGGGCAUACCUGUAUUUGUAUAUACUGCAAUCAUUUGAAACAAAAAGUAGCAGGAGUUGAAAAUAUCUUUAGUCAUCUUAGAUUUAUAUCAAUUUCUAGGAAUUUAAAUACCAAGUUACUACUGAACCUGAUUAGUGAUAUCCACAGAGAAAAGGUGCUAUGCUGUCACCAGACAGGGAGCUUCUACAAGUCGUCAAUAUGUGAUAGAGAAAUAAGACUGCUUAUGGCUGUGACAGUUGUUGCAAUUUUAUUUUCUAGAUUCAUUCACAUGAUGCAAUGCUUUUUCAUCUGAUGUUUAAUGGUUGGGAGUGCUGGAGUCCUUUCAUUUACAUUUUUAUAUCAUAAUUCUUCUUUUUCUUGGUGUUAUGAAACACUGAAAGACACAUAACUUUUAAGGCCUAAUUACUUUAUUUGUGUCUCAUUAGAUAGCUGUGGUGCUGUUACCUAUGUUCAAUUAUGUUAAAAAAGCAAUGUUGCUAUUUUAUGAAGCUUACAGUUUUAAAAAUCAGUUAUCUUAUUGUUUUAGUUGUACUCUAUGUUUACAGCCUUCAUGAACUCCAACAUUAUAUAAGUGGUGUUGGCUCUUUUCUUAAGUAUGUGCCAAUUGUGAUACUUAUCAUACAUCCAUUUAUGUACUGGUGGCAACACCAGUUCCAUAUAAGGGUAGUAAGUCUUACUCUCCUGAAUGAAGCAAUGUUUUCUUUGUUUGGUAUUUAUGUUACUUUGAUUGACAUAGUAACACGUGGAUAUCUGACUCUUGAUAAUAUGAACUGUGACAUUCUGUUCUUAAAAUAUGUGUCAAACUUUUCACAGACUUAUUGUGUAUAUUUAUUAGUAAUAAUAGACUUACUAUCAUGAGCUACUAAAUGUACAUGUUAUACACAGUAAUACUUGAUAAUUUACACCAGUGUGCCUGUGUUAAGAUUUUUACUUAUUCACUUUAAUCUGAAUGUUUCAGGGCAGAUUAUCAAUGUUUUGAUUGAGUGAAAAAUAACACCUUCAAAUUGGAGGACAUGUUUCGAGAAUGCAAUAGUCUUAGAUAAUGCUUGAUAUGCAUUCAUUUUCUACAUCCGUUCCUCCCAUGCAUCAAUUGGACCGUUGUAGGUUCAAGUGAGCAUUUAACAUUAAUAUCACCAUUACCAGAUACUGUAUGUUAAACUGUUCUUGUUCCCUUUUUUUUUAAUGUUUUUCUCAUCCAUUGUUUAUUAUACUAAGAAAUAUGUCAUGUUUGUUCAUCCUCUUAAAUGAGAGAAUCUACUUCAGUGUUUACCUUUCAUCACACUAGAUUCCAGCAACAGCAUAUCCCUGCCGUUGAAUGGGUGGAGGAUAAGGAAUUUCUUGUAGCAGACACUGCAAGAACUUUGCACAUACAGUUGGUGUGAUUGCCUUUUUAUUCCAUGUUAAUUGUCCUUUAUUUCUAGAUGAGACUUGUAUCUCUUUUAUGAAGACAUUACAUAAUUAGAUUAGUGUACCUGAAGAUAAAAGAGCAAGAUGCCAAUGGGAACUUCUUGAUAGCCAACUAUGAUUAACAGGAAAAUAUUUUUUGAAUGAUUGUAGAUAUUCUCAUAGAUUCUCUCAUACCUCACCUACUUGAAAUGUAUUGGUGUGUUUCUUAGAUAAACCAUCACAUGUAGGAAUAAACACAUUGUAAUUGGCAAUAUCAAUCACUCAUGGUCAUGCAUUUUAUGAGGGCUGAAUUAUGCUUCAGAAUGAGCAUCAUUUUAUGCAAAUUAAUCAUGGAGUAUAAUGUGUUUCCAUUUGCAUUUAUCUUCAUAGACCCUUUUUAAGAUAAAAGGUCAUUUCAUAUCAUAACAUUAUCAUCAUUGUAACACAUUUUGUAAUGGUAUUGUUUGAUUUUAAACAAUAUUUAGUGCAUCUGUUUGUAAAUCUAUUUAUGUUUACUUAAUUAAGUAAUCUAAUGUUAUUAAUGUUUAUUUUAAUACCUAUACUGUAAUAAUAAUUUGAAUGGGUAUUUAUUGGUCAGUGCUUUAUAUUCAUGUAACCAUUUUCUGUUGUUGCAAAUGUGUACAACAGGGCAUUUACAGGAAGUUUAUAAAUAAAUUGAAAACUAUAAA
Molecule: messenger RNA, 4147 nt
Organism: Penaeus vannamei (Pacific white shrimp)
Lineage: Eukaryota; Metazoa; Arthropoda; Malacostraca; Decapoda; Penaeidae
Source: RefSeq, a predicted model, not a curated record